AUGGCGGCGAGUGUCACCACCUCUCCGCCACCAGCUCCACACUGCAUCACACUGCACGUAAGGUCGGCGAGGGCCAUCACCUCCCCCGCCUUCAGCUCCACAUUGCAUCACACUGCACGUAAAGGUGGCGAGGGCCAUCACCUCCCUGCCACCAGCUCCACACUGCAUCACACUGCACGUAAGGUCGGCGAGGGCCAUCACCUCCCCCGCCUUCAGCUCCACAUUGCAUCACACUGCACGUAA
This is a messenger RNA of Phytophthora infestans T30-4, 243 nucleotides long. RefSeq lists its product as uncharacterized. The transcript has a single exon. Lineage: Eukaryota; Oomycota; Peronosporomycetes; Peronosporales; Peronosporaceae. The record is from RefSeq and is a predicted model, not a curated record. Bases 1 to 243 code for a protein of 80 amino acids.